This is a messenger RNA of Eruca vesicaria subsp. sativa (arugula), 417 nucleotides long. The record is from the annotation of a GenBank genome assembly. Lineage: Eukaryota; Viridiplantae; Streptophyta; Magnoliopsida; Brassicales; Brassicaceae.
AUGGAUAAGGCUAAAUACAAGAACGUUAUUCACGCUUGCUCGCUGAAACGGGACUUGGAGCUCUUCUCACAUGGCGAUCAGACCAUUAUCGGUGACAAAGGCAUAAACCUCAGAGGUGGUCAGAAGCAAAGAGUUCAACUAGCUAGAGCGCUUUACCAGGAGGCUGAUGUCUAUCUCCUCGACGACCCUUUUAGCGCUGUCGAUGCUCACACUGGCUCCGAACUCUUCAAGGCUGUGCGUAAGAGAGUGAGGGAGUUCAUGGAGAAAGAAGUUGCCCCAAUUAUGACAGAGUACUGGGAGAAGACAGAGUUUCCAUUCUAUAUUAUUCCAAAGUUUGGAGCUUUGGGUGUUGUUGGUGGCUCCAUCAAGAGACUGAACAAAGAGAAAAUCAUUUCUGGUUUGCUCGGUAGUAGAUGA